AUGAACCCAGCGGCAGAGCUACCUGAACUUGGGAUGAAUCAACCACAAUUGCAUCGCGACAAUCCUGGCUCCAAUAUGGCUGCCGCUACAAUUGAAAUACCGUUCUUGUCGUCACAUUACGCGAUCGCAGAGUCGACUCUGAGCACCCUCACUGAAGCUCCCACGGUCGAACUCGUCAACCAACUACUGGAAGCUAUCACGAAGAAGGCGCGAGAGACUGAUGAACUAAAGUCGGAUAAGCUUCGACUUGAAGUCGAGCUUGAGAAUGCGGUUCGCAGCAGCGAGACCAAGAUUAAGGUGCUGAAAGGUUCGGUCGAGAAGGGCCAUGCGGAGGUUGAGGAAACAAGGAAGAAACUUCACGAAUCAGAAACUGUCCGAUCAUCCUUAGAAUCUGAAAUCGCCGCGCUAAAGUCAUCGUCCACAUCAAACGAUUCCGAACUCAGCUCACUCAAAUCCCGUAUAACCUCCCUCGAAGCAUCAAAUCGCGACACUCUAGCGUUACUUGAAUCUAAAUCGGCUGCUUAUGACAAGCUCGCGGAAGAACUAUCUACACAACACAAAAAGACAAUUGAGUUACGACGUGAGCUUUCCACUGCCGAGCAGAAUCUCCAGGCUGCAAACUCUGCUUCCGCUAGUGCGAAGCUUCGCGAACAAAGUCUCCAGAACGAGCUGGAGCUGACAAAGAAGAAUAAUGAGUGGUUUGAGACAGAGCUAAAAACCAAGUCCGCGGAGUACCUCAAGUUCCGCAAGGAAAAAAGUGCUCGAAUCGCAGAACUUCAGCGCGAAAACGAAGAGGCAAUUGCGACUACCGAGUCUCUGAGGCGUAGCGAAAAUGCGCUCAAGAGCCGCCUGGAUGAAGUUGAACAGCGCUAUGAAGAAUCGCUCUCUAGUAUCCAGCAGCUCAAGGAAGAAGCGAUCCAAGCUGCCGAGUCAUUCCGGAUAGAGCUGGACAGCGCAAAUCGUCUAGCGGAGCUGCAAGAAAAUGCCGCAAAGACAGCUAAGAACCGUGUGCAAGAAUGCCAGUUGGCGCUGGAGAAAGUGAGGGAUGAUGCGGCGGAAGAGAUUUCGCGUCUGCGUGUCGAAAUCGAGACUGAGCACAGUGAUAAGGAGGCUGCGGAGCGUCGUGUUGCCGAGCUCGAGCUCACCAUCAAUCAACUCGAAACGGAGGGCGCAGCUGGAAGGAGAUCCAUGAGCCCUGCCCGUGGAUUGAAUGGCGCUCCAGGAACACCAGUACGCCCCAGUACUCCGCUCGGCACAUUUUCUCCCCGGACAUCGCGAUCAAAGGGUAGUUUGACUCUUACGCAAAUGUAUACAGAGUACGACAAGAUGCGGACAAUGCUUGCUGCUGAGCAGAAGACUAACCAGGAACUCCGAUCCACUUUGGACGAAAUGGUUCAAGAUCUGGAAGCUAGCAAACCUGAGAUCGAUGAGCUUCGCGAAGACCACGCCCGUUUGGAGAAUGCGGUCGUUGAGAUGUCUAAUAUUCUAGAUACUGCUGGCAAAGAACGGGAUGAGGCUACGAAAGAGAGCAGGAAAUGGCAAGGCCAGGUGGAGGGAUUAGCACGAGAGGGUGAUAUUUUGCGCCAGCAACUGAGAGAUCUGAGUUCCCAAAUCAAGGUUCUCGUGCUGGAAGUCACUCUCUUGAAGGAGGGUGAAGCAAACUAUGACCGUGAAGAACUUGAAAAGGUCGCCCGCAGAGAAAUCGAAGACUCUUCGGCCGACCUCACCCCUACUGGCCGAUUCAUUAGCCAGAACCUAACCACGUUCAAAGAUCUGCACGAGCUUCAGGAGCAGAAUGUCACUCUUCGUCGCAUGUUGAGAGAGCUAGGAGAUAAGAUGGAAGGCGCAGAAGCACGGGAGAGGGAUGUUACUCGGCAGCAGGAACAGGAGGAACUAAAGGAGUUGAGGAUCAGGGUGCAGACAUACCGGGACGAAAUUGCAAACCUCAUUGCUCAGACUAAGAGCUAUGUUAAGGAGCGUGACACAUUCCGCAGCAUGCUGACUCGCAGAAGACAAACGGUUGGCGGCGAUGCUGUAUUUUCACAGUCUCUUCCUCUUGGUGCCGCUCCACCGGCGUCUGAAAACUCAACGGGCGUCCCUGACUACGCCGAACUGUUGCGGAAGGUUCAAGCACACUUUGAUAGCUUCAGGGAGGAAACAGCUACAGACCAUGCGGCUCUAAAGCAACAAGUCAACGAACUUUCGCGCAAGAAUAGUGAAUUGAUGAGUGAGGCGAGCCGUUCAAACAGUCAACUUGUUGCUGCAACCCAACGUGCGGAGCUUCUUCAGAGCAACUUCAAUAUGCUCAAGACCGAGAACGCAGAAUUGCAGAAACGUUACGCUGCGCUGUUCGAGACCGCCAACCGACAGGAUCUUAGGACUCAGCAAGCCGCAGAAGAUCUUGUCGAGUCGAAAGGCCUUAUUGACAGCCUCCAGCGUGAGAGCGCGAACUUAAAGGCCGAAAAAACUCUCUGGAAGAAUAUCGAGAAACGACUCAUUGAGGACAAUGAGACCCUACGGAAUGAGCGUAGCCGUCUUGACUCGCUUAAUGCAAAUCUGCAGAACAUUCUUAAUGAGCGGGAACACGCAGACUCUGAGAGUCGCAGGAGGCUUCAACAGAGCGUUGAAUCUCUCGAAUCAGAAUUGCAGACAACGAAGAGAGAGCUGAACGAGCAGAUUGAGGAGUCUAAGAAAGCCACUUUACGACGCGAGUACGAGCAUGAGCAGAACCAGAAGCGUAUCGACGACUUAGUGACUAGCCUAAGCUCCACGAAGGAAGAGUUGGUUGCGGUCAAGACAACCAGAGAUCAUCUACAGUCUCGCGUUGAUGAACUCACUGUCGAGCUUCGGAGUGCAGAGGAACGGCUUCAGGUCCUGCAGUCUCGGCCCAGUGUUUCUGGCGCUCCCGCUGAAACCGCUCCUCCUGAAGGGUCACAAGAGUCCGGCUUGACCAGAGAGCAAGAACUCAGCAUUGAAGUGUCUGAGUUGAAACGCGAUCUUGAAUUAGCAAGGACCGAUCUAGAGCAUGCUAAAGAGCAGGUUGAGGACUACAAGGCCAUUAGCCAAGCGACGGAAGAGCGACUGCAGUCAGUCUCUGAUACCAACGACCAAUACCGCGAAGAGACCGAGCAGCUUGUCAAAGAGAAGGAUGCAAGGAUACAGGACCUGGAAAAACGAAUUGAAGAGAUCUCCUCUGAGCUUUCUGCGACCAACACUGAGCUCUCUAAAUUACGUGACGGACAGAGUGAAGUUGCUCGACGUUUAGAGGAGCAAAAAGCCAGUCUGGAAGCAGAUAUUGCAAGGCUCACGGAAGAAAACGAGCGUCAAAUUGCUGCAGCUCAAUAUCACCAGGAGGAUCUGAAAGCUCAGGCGGAAAUUGCACAGCACGCCCAGCAAAACUACGAGAGCGAGCUAGUCAAACAUGCUGAAGCCGCCAAGAAUCUCCAGACGGUUCGGGCCGAAGCCAACCAGCUGAAGCUGGAAGUUGUCGAGCUGCGAACUCAGGCUGAAACUUUUAAGAAGGAUCUUGCUCAAAAGGAGGAAAGCUGGAAUGAGCGCAAGGACCGAUACGAAAGCGAGCUUCUGGAGUUACAGAAGCGCCGUGAUGAAGUCUUACAUCAGAACAACCUGCUUCAUUCCCAAAUCGAGAACAUUACUAAGCAGAUCUCAGCCUUACAACGUGACCGAGCCACCAUUGCUGAGACCGAGCAGGAUAAUGGCGAGGCGGUUGCGCCGAACCUAGAAGGCCUGCAGGAGGUCAUCAGCUUCUUGCGUCGCGAGAAGGAGAUUGUUGAUGUUCAGUAUCACCUGUCCACACAAGAGGCCAAGCGGCUACGCCAGCAACUCGACCACGCUCAGUCCCAGCUUGAUGAGGCGCGUCUCAAACUUGAACAGGAGCGUCGAGCCCAAACUGACAGUGAGAGCGCUGACUUGAGCCACAAUAAACUUAUGAAUACGCUGAACGAGCUCAACAUUUUCCGUGAAAGCAGUGUCACUCUACGUAGCCAGCUUCAGCAAACCAAGACUGCCCUUGCUGAGAAGUCUGCUCGCGUUGAUGAAUUGGUUCAGCAGAUAGCGCCCCUCGAGACCCAGAUCCGGCAACUUGAGGACGCCGUUGAGACCAAGGACGAAGAGAUGAAGCUCUUGCAGCAAGACAGGGACCACUGGCAACAACGGACGCAGAACAUUCUCCAGAAAUAUGACCGAGUGGACCCAGCUCAGAUGGAAGAAUUGAAGCAGGAAUUGGAGAAAUUGAGGACGGAAAGAGACGAGGCCAUUUCGGCUCGUGAAGCCCUUGAGAAACAGGUUGAAGCGUUCCCCGAGCAGUUGAGCGCAGCCGAGCAGAGGACGCAGGACCUUCGUUCCAAGCUCACAGAACAGUUCAAGGCUCGUUCCAGGGAACUUAUGGGUCGUGUCAACGCCAAGCAAACCGAGUUAGACGCCGUGGUCCAGGAGAGGGAGGUACUGCAGGAGGAGUUGAAGACUACCAAGGAGGAGUUGGAAGCAUUGAAGAGUAAGCUCGCCGAAAAGCCUGAGGCGCCAGCGGACCAGGGCACAGUCGUCGACUCUACGCCGGCAUCUCAGUUCCCAAUUCCUACGACCCAGGCACCCGCACCGACGGACGACGAACGAGUCAAGGCGCUGGAGGAGAAGGUGCAGCGUCUUGAAGCCGCUCUUGCCGAGAAGGAGAGUGUUUUGGCUGCCAAGGAUGCUGAGCACGAGACCAAGGUUAAAGAGCGGGUUGAGAGAUUGAAGGAAGUUUUCAAUAACAAGAUGGCUGAGGUUAGGGCAAACCAUCGACAGGAGAUUGAACGCUUGACAGCUACUCAGGGUGGAGCUCAUGAAGGCGCUGAAGGUGCCCAAGAAACUCCAGGGACACCGCAACCUAAACAGCAGCCUCCCGCAACGCCAAGCAAGUCCGAAGACGGCCUUCCAGACUUGACGGAUGCCCAGGCUAGACAACUCGUUGCGCGAAACGAGACCAUCCGCACAAUUCUCCGCAACAACAUUAAGCAACAACUCGCCAAGGAGAGAGAGAAGCAAGGACAAGAAACUCAAUCUACCCAGGAUGCCAUCGCAGCUGCAGAGCAAAAAUUCAACGAUGAGCGGGAGGCGCUCAGGAAAGCGCACGAGGAGGGAAUGGAGGAAAAGAUCAAGUCUGCUGUUGAGCUGUCGGAUAAGAAAUAUCUGGCUAGGAUCAGCAUGCUUGAUUCCAGGUACAGAAACACACAGGCCAAGGUCGACAUCGUGUCGAAGGCGGCCACUGAGACGCCGCAAAAACCUGUUGUCGAAGUAUGGGAGAUUGCAAAGGUUGCUAAAGCUCCACCCGCCCAAGCACAGACACCUAAGCCUUCGCCAGCGACCCCGGCACAAGUUGCCUCUCCCGCACCUCAGGUGGCGCAACCUGCACCUACUCCAGCCCAAACCGGCGCUGCAAGUCAACAAAGUGCCCCUGCACAACCCCCAACACAAGCACCUGCCCAAGCGCCUGCCCAAGCGCCUACCCAGGCUCCGACCCAAGCUCCGGCCCAAGCUUCGGCCCCGGAAGCUGCUCCUGGCGCAGCCGCAGCCGCUCCAGCUCAACCUCAGCCAAGUGAGCAGCCCUCGCAGACACAACAACCACAGUCAGAAGAAGGUUCUUCAGCUGCUCCCCCCCCUGCCACUGCCACAAGCGGUGUUCCCAACCCAUUUGGUCAAACUCAGAACAAACAACAGCCGCAGCCGCAGCCGCAGGGUUCCAACCUACCCAACAAGCCACCAGCAGGCGGAGUGCUUCGCACGUUGCAGUCUGGGCUUCCAGUCGCGCGAGGCGGACGAGGCGGUGCUCGGGGCGGAUCUCACCAGCAGAAUCCGUUCGGCCAACUCGCACAACAGGCGCAGUCCCAGGCACCCCAGCAGCAGCAACAGUCCCAACGCGGUGGCGGCAUCGCUCGCGGCCGUGGCGGACGAGGAGGCCAGGGUAGAGGCGCACACCAGAACACCCAGGCUCAAGGACAAGCACAAGGACAAGCACAGGGCCAGGCCCAAGCCCAGGCCCAACCCAGUGCAGGCCGAGGUGGGCUGAAUGCUGGUGCACGCCAGUUUGUCCCCCAGGGCAACAAGCGAGCUAGGGAGGAUGGCACUGAUAAUGCAAACGAGGGCGGCAAUGCCGGUGGGAAGAGGAUGCGCGGUGGUGGUCAUACACGGGGAUCUUGAGUGGCAAGCUGCAUUUUGCAUUGGAAUGUGAUUUUUGUCUAUCUAUGUACUCUUGAUUCUAGCAUAUUCGGGAUAAGGUUUUAUGGAAGAUAGUUUCACAUGAUCUCAAGUCGAUAUUUCUUUUGUCAAUGGAGU
Aspergillus nidulans FGSC A4 is the source of this 6330-nucleotide messenger RNA. RefSeq names its product protein mlp1. Lineage: Eukaryota; Fungi; Ascomycota; Eurotiomycetes; Eurotiales; Aspergillaceae. The transcript is spliced from 3 exons. Gene Ontology annotation, cellular component: nucleus; nuclear envelope. The record is from RefSeq and is a predicted model, not a curated record. Gene Ontology annotation, biological process: protein import into nucleus. The coding region runs from base 1 to 6195 and encodes 2064 amino acids.